AUGACAGCCAACUACUUUGUAUACCUACCCGGCUCACUGACCGUCCCGGAAUCGUAUUUGGUGCUUAACGGGACGUCCGGGGUUCCCUCAGAAGCACACGCCAGCACACCACACAUUUUGACAGACGAUGGUAUUAGUAUACUAACACCGAGCCAUGCCCCUACGCACGAGGAUGUGAUACGUGCUAUACCUAUUGUGGUGUUCAGCUUCACAUGUCAUCACAACGUGUUUACGGUCUACAAGGAGUUGAAUCAGCCGACUGAUAAGCGAAUAGGACAG
Molecule: messenger RNA, 279 nt
Organism: Sphaeroforma arctica JP610
Lineage: Eukaryota; Ichthyosporea; Ichthyophonida
Exons: 2
Source: RefSeq, a predicted model, not a curated record